This is a messenger RNA of Pygocentrus nattereri (red-bellied piranha), 1575 nucleotides long. RefSeq names its product E3 SUMO-protein ligase ZBED1-like. NCBI's taxonomy places the organism in Eukaryota, Metazoa, Chordata, Actinopteri, Characiformes, Serrasalmidae. Gene Ontology annotation, molecular function: protein dimerization activity. The record is from RefSeq and is a predicted model, not a curated record. The coding region runs from base 1 to 1575 and encodes 524 amino acids. The transcript has a single exon.
AUGAUCAUCACUGACAUGAGGCCUCUGUCCAUGGUUGAAGAUGAAGGCUUCAAUAGAAUGAUCUGCACCUUUAAUCCAGGUUACACUCUUCCCUCAAGGACACAUUUUACAAAGCUCAUGGAGAGAAAAUAUGAAGAGACUUUCAAGGAAGUGAGGACUGUGACUAACACAAACCACAGCAAACUUGCUCUCACUGCUGAUAUAUGGACAAGUGUAGCCAAUGAAGCCUAUCUUGGGAUUACCUGCCACUACAUCACUGAUGACUGGGACAUGCAGUCUAUCUGCCUCACCACCAUGCCACUGCAGGAUAGACAUACUGCAUCUAACAUCGCAGAGUGGUUGGAGGAGGUAGUAGCUAGGUUUGAAAUUCCUGCUAGUAAAAUCAUUGCCAUAGUGCAUGACAAUGGUGCCAAUGUUGUGGCUGCAGCAAACAUCCUGGUGGAGAAGCAUGGAUGGUCUUCUGUGCGUUGCACUGGCCAUACCUUGCAACUUGUGAUCAAUGCUGCAUUGAAGCAUCCAAGCAUUGAAAAAGCUAUUGGGGCUACAAGAUGUCUAGUUCAACAUUUUAAGAAAAGUGAGCUGGCAUGCACAAAGCUCAAGGACAAACAACAACAAAUGGCCACACCUGAGCACAGCCUUGUUCAAGAUGUUAGCACUAGAUGGAACAGUACAUUCUAUAUGAUAAGCCGACUGCUUGAGCAAAGGUGGCCUGUAACAGCAACACUGUCAGACAGCUCUAUCACAUCGAGAGGCAAAAGGUACCUGGAUUUGAAACCAGAACAGUGGAGCCUUCUGGGAGAGCUUUCAACAGCUCUCAAGCCUUUUGAAUGUGCCACUGUGUUCAUGAGUGGACAGAAAUACACAACAAUAUCUGCCAUCCCUCCACUUGUGAAGGGGCUAUUGAAGUCCACCCAGAGUGCUGCCUUCGAGUCAGCCCCACUCCGGGCUUUCCAACUGACUGCUACACAGCAUCUACAGGAGCGAUGGAGAGAGGAGACUUCUUUCUCAGAUACAACUCCUAACACAGUGAUUCUUGCAACAGCCCUUGACCCAAGGUUUAGGAGACUUAAGUUUCUUUCACCUGAAGAGGUCCUGCAUGUCCAAACUAAAGUGCAAACAAUGGCACUUGCAGAGAAAAGGGAGAUGGAUGUGCAGCAGCAUGGCAGUUGCAGUAGCACCUCCACCGAUACUCCAGGUGCUGAAUCAGGACCUCGUGCCACCCUAUUGGAUUCUCUCCUUGGUUCUGAUGGUGAAGACGAGGACAGAGCAAGCGAAGGGGACGAUGUUCAAAACCAAGUGAGAAAUGAAGUCCUCACAUACUUUGGAGAAAGAAACAUUGCCAAGGAACAAAAUGCACUGCAGUGGUGGAAAGCUAACAGAGAUAGAUAUCCUAUAUUGGCUAGGCUAGCCAAGUCCUAUUUAUGCAUUCCUGGUACUUCAACACCGUCUGAGCGUCUGUUCUCUGCAGCAGGUAAUAUAGUUUCUAAAAAGAGAGCCAGCCUUAGCCAGGAGCAUGUUGACAUGCUAACAUUUUUGCAUUGCAAUGCAAAGUUCCUAAAGAAAGGGAGUGAGUGA